This is a messenger RNA of Nerophis ophidion (straightnose pipefish), 9417 nucleotides long. It is a transcript of the gene lama4, whose product is annotated as laminin, alpha 4. Lineage: Eukaryota; Metazoa; Chordata; Actinopteri; Syngnathiformes; Syngnathidae. The record is from RefSeq and is a predicted model, not a curated record. Gene Ontology annotation, molecular function: signaling receptor binding. The transcript is spliced from 40 exons. Gene Ontology annotation, biological process: cell adhesion; regulation of cell adhesion; regulation of cell migration. Bases 186 to 5783 code for a protein of 1865 amino acids.
AAAUAAGGGAGAGAAAGGGAGGAAGUUCACACACGUAUGUCUGUCCGACACAGCCUGGGCCAGAACUCGGCACAGUGGCAAGUCUGUACGUCUGAGCAGUGGCAUAGCAGAGCACAGGGAGCUGCCCAGAGACUGCCUGUCUGCCCGGACAGACAAGGAUAGGGAGGACUCCACUCAACAAAAAUAUGGCUAAAUCUCUACCUUACAUCUGCCUUUUUGGCAUUGUCUCUGGGAUUGCCUAUUCAUCUUCCGCUGCCAGAUUUGGAGAACAGCACCAGACCUUGUUGAAAGUUUGUGCGAAAGGAUUUUUCCUCAGCGAGCAAAACAAAUGCUUGCCAUGUAACUGCAAAGGCCAUGCAACUCACUGUGAGGACAUCACUGGCAUCUGUAGGAAUUGCAAAGAUCACAGUACUGGGGAUUUCUGUGAAAUGUGUGAAGACGGCUACAUGCUGGCACCGAGUCCGGCUGGACGCCAUAGCUGCCAACCCUGCGCUUGCCCUCUCUCUGUGCCCUCAAACAAUUUCGCAGUGCAUUGUAACAGACGCGGUGACGUUCAACGGUGCAAAUGCAAAGAGGGCUAUGCUGGACACAUCUGUGAGAGAUGUGCACCAGGGUACUAUGGCAUGCCGAUGACAAUUGGCGGUUCCUGCAAGCGAUGUGACUGUAAUGACAAUUCUGACCCAAACCUGAUCUUCAAUUGGUGCCACAAUGUGACCGGCCACUGCCAGCACUGUUGGGGCAACACUGCCGGGCCCAACUGUGAGAGGUGUGCUCAAGGUUUCUACGGUGAUGCCAUCGGCGCCAAGAAUUGCAGAGAGUGUGAGUGCAAUGAAUGUGGUACAUCCUCGUGCGAUGACAGGACGGGAGUGUGUCACUGUAAACCAGGCGUCACCGGGCGACUCUGUGACCGCUGUGAGGAGGGUUACUCAGGUUUCUCCAGCUGUCAGGGCUGUCAGAGAUGUGAAUGUGGGCCAGCUUCUCUACGUCCCACCUGCCACCCACUCACUCACAGCUGUUUGUGCCGCCCGGGUGCCGGAGGUCGUUACUGUGAGAGGUGUCUCCCUGGCCAUUGGGACUACAACCCCUCUGGCUGCAAGCGGUGUGACUGUAAUAGCAGCCAUUGUGAUAUGCACACGGGAGAGUGCCUACCAGAGCCUGCAACAGUUAACCUGUGCAAUAUCAGUUGUGAUGAAUGCAUCUGGCAUGUAAUUGGAGACCUGCGGCAGUCCAACAAAACACUCGACCAUUUGAGGGUUGGAGUGUUGAACAUCUCCACUGGGGCUGCUGUUAACGACAGAGUUAAAUACUACAAUUACACAGCUCAUCACCUGCAGAAUCAGUUUCAAGGCUGGAAGAACAGGUUGUCAGCAAUAAAGGCUGAGACUGAGAGGGUGGAAGACUCGACGCAGGACGUGGUCUCAUACAUCCAACAGCUUGAUGAAUCGGAAAGCAAAGCAAGGACUUUGGGAAGCCAGCUGGACAAGAAUACACUGCAGACCUUGACAUUGGCUGACAAUUUCAGCAAAAACCUCACUGAUCUCAACACGCGCAUUGAAGAUAUGAUCAAUGAAUGGGAGAUCUAUAGUGUUUACCAGGAAUUGGACCCCGAGGUGGCCAGACGCAAUACAGAGGAAGCCUUGAGUUUUGUGAGCGAAAUGAGAAAGAUCGACUUGUCUGCACACGGACCCAUCACCAUUGAAGAGUCAACAGAAGCCCACGACUUGCUGAGACGUAUUCGUCAGUUGGAGAAGAAGUCAUUGAUUACACACGGCCAACUCCCCCCACUCAACUUGGCUUUGUCUCGCUUCACUACAAAGCUGUCUGACGCUCAGACCUUCCUCCAGAAAGCAGCCAGAACAAUCGAGGAGACGCAGGACAGGAACAGAGCCAAUAUCCUUAAAUUCCAAAGGAAUGAGGCCAAACAGCAGAGGAUGACGACAGAGUUCCCAGCAAUUCAUAAUACCACACAAGAAGCCAAAGACCUGAUUUCUAAAUCAUACACGACUGUGGCUGAAGUGGAUAUGUUGGUUCAGAACAUUACACACUACCAUGCUGCCAUUGAUGGCGCUGGGCAAAAGCUGAUGGAGAAGAUGGAAACACUCUCAUUGGCUGAUAUGGACUUGGUUCAGAGGGCAGAUGAGCAUGCAGAAGAGCUGGAAAGACAAGCCACCACACUGGAAGAGGAUCUGAGAGAGAGUGAUGCCAAUGGCUUUGUACAGAGGGCCAUCAGUGCCGCCAACGUCUACACUAACAUUGUGAAGUACAUCAACAACGCUAAUAUUACAUCACUUACCACUUUGAACUUGUCCCACACAGCAGAUGAUUCCACCAAGGAGAUCAACAUGCAGCUUAAGGGUCUGGUGGUAAACAGCGACAAUGUGUUCAAGGAGUCUGUUUCAUUGCAUUCUGAAGAAAUAGAGGUAACAGCCGAGGUGGCUGACAAGUUGAAGUUCCUUGAGGAAACGAAACAGACCUUGAAUAAGAACACCAAAAAACUGGAAGAAGUAGUGCUGGACAUUAAUGAGUUUCAGACAGACCGAACCCCUCAGCGACUGGAGUAUACGCUCAAAGUGGCUGAGGAAACUUACAACCACUCAGCAGAAGUGCUUAAGACCAUAACCCCUAUCAGUAACAAAGUGGAGGAAUGGGCCAGUAAUCUGAGCAACAAUAAAUACUCUACCACUGCAUACGAGCAAGCCAUCGUCUCUGCAAGGGAAUCAGUGGAGAACCUAAAUGUUCUUGUUCCUGAACUGUUGGAAAAACUGAAGGUGGUUGAGGACAAGAAGCCAGUGAACAAUAUAACGGCAAAUGUCAUGAGAGUCAGAGAGCUGAUAGCGCAGGCCAAGAGUGUGGCAAAGAAGGUUCAAGUGUCAAUGAAAUUUAAUGGUCAGUCGUCAGUGGAGGUUCAUCCGGACACCAAUCUGGAAGACCUGAAGACAAUGACGUCCAUCAGCUUUUACAUGAGAGUGGACCCAGACAAGGAUCCAAUAGAGGACCGCUUUAUUCUAUAUCUGGGCGACAGAAAGGGUCAGAAAGACUACAUGGGACUUGCAAUCAAGAAUGAUAACUUGGUGUACAUGUACAACCUUGGUGGUGAAUACGUUGAAAUCGCACUGAGUUCGAAACCGGUUAGCCAAUGGCCUGCUGUCUUCAACUACAUUAAAGUAGAGAGGUUGGGUCGACAUGGGAAAAUCUACCUAAUCCUCCCAAGCCAAAGCUCCACGGAUGAACAGAAGUUCAUACAGAAAGGCGAGGCUCCUGGCACCGAUUCACUAUUUGACAUAGACCCAAAAGACAUGGUAUUCUUUGUUGGGGGUGUCCCACCGGAUGCAAAGCUCCCUCCUCCAUUGAGUCUUGCUCCUUUUGUGGGUUGCAUAGAGUUGGCUUCACUUAACAAUGAUGUCAUCAGUCUAUAUAAUUUCAAGAAAACUCACAAAAUGGAUGUGGUUGCAUCCACGCCAUGUUCCAGAUACAAGCUGGCUUUCUCCAAGAGUCGUAUUGCCAGUUACCUGUUUGAUGGAAAAGGCUAUGCACUCAUCAGUAACAUCACACAGAGGGCGAAAUUCGGUUAUGUCACAAGAUUUGAUAUUUCAGUGCGAACAGUUGUGAACAACGGUGUUCUUUUCAUUAUGGUCAAUGCCGAUACAUUCUUUCUUUUGGAAAUAAAAAAUGGAUUCCUGCGGCUUAUGUAUGACUUUGGCUUCAACGAUGGGCCAAAACUUAUGGAAAGUAACAUACCAAAGUUAAAAAUUAAUGAUGCAAGGUAUCAUGAGGUAUCAGUGAUUUAUCAUCAAUCAAAGAAGGUUAUCCUCCUGGUGGACAAGAGUCAUAUCAAAUCUAUGGAAAAUCCAAAAACCACUUUGCCAUUCUCAGACAUCUACAUAGGGGGGGUUCCCUCACACAUUCUUCACAACAGGCCUGAGUUGUCUGCUGUGGUUAACCUCAAAGGUUGUGUCAAAGGUUUCUUGUUCCAAAAAAAAGACUUCAACCUGUUAGAGCAGCCUGGGACCAUAGGCGUCAGUAGUGGCUGUCCUGAGGAGUCUUUUGCAUCACACAAAGCCUAUUUCACGGGCGAAAGCUACCUCGGAUCCUCUGCAAAGAUUUCCCCCUUUGACAAAUUUGAAGGUGGCCUCAACUUUAAAACAUUACAACCUAAUGGACUCCUGUUGUACCACGAGGAUGGGCCUGAUGAAUUCAGCAUUUCGCUUGAGAAUGGAGCAGUGGUGAUGAACACACGUGGAACAAGAGUUAGAUCGCAUAAAAAACAGUAUAAUGAUGGAAAGAGUCAUUUCUUAUUGGCCUCGGUGAACCAAACGACGUAUCUAUUGUUGGUGGAUGAUAAAGACAAGCAGGAGAAGAAACGCCCUGCAUCGGUCACUACAUCCUCCUCAGUUUCUUCUCUGAAGAGCUUCUACUACGGGGGGUCUCCAAACAACAGCUUCAAGAAUUUAACAGGCUGCAUCAGCUAUGCCUACAUAAACAGACAGGACCGAGACAUCGAGCCAGAGGACUUUCAGCGCUACACGAACAAUGUUCAUACUUUCCUUCAAGACUGUCCAGUACAAGAGACUCCUGUUGCUCUCUUAUCAAAGCUCAAGGAUGACAAACAUAAACUGAAACAGAGGCAAUCACAAAAGGUCAGCAGAGAUGAGUCCGGCCAGAAAUCAUUGAACCUGAACAUUGCUUCUUGCCAACUGUCCUCAAGUCCUGAAGCAACCCAGCAUGCCUAUCAAUAUGGCAGCUUCGCCAACAGUAGACAGCACUACAGAGAGCUCCCAGAAUCAUUUUCUGAGAGGUCCAACUUUUCCUUAUCCCUGAAGACCAAGUCAUCAUUUGGCCUAAUUUUUUAUGUAUCUGAUUCUCAAGAAGAAAAUUUUAUGGCUCUGUUCCUGGCCAACGGUAAACUUGUAUAUACCUUCAAAGUGGCAGAUGAACGAGUCGAAAUGUGGAGCAAGGAAAAUUACAACACUGGCGCAUGGCAUGAGGUACUUUUUAUCCGCAAUGGGAAUAUGGGAAAACUAAUAGUUAUGGGGCGCACAGCACUGGAAGACAGAGUUGAAGGCAACAGCUCAUUUCAUGUCAGCAGUCCUCUCUAUUUUGGUGGAGUGCCUUCAGGGCGAGCGCGAAAAAAUAUUCAGAGUAAUUCACUCAACAGCUUUUCUGGCUGUUUGAAGAACAUUCUGUUGAACGGACAGAGGUUAUCAUCUGUAGAUGAGACAUUUGGGGUCACUCCAUGUUUUGAGGGAUUGACUGAAGUAGGAACAUUCUUUGCAAAGGAAGGAGGCUACAUACUUUUGGAUACAUUUGACUUGGGACCCACAUUUCAGCUGGCGAUGGAGGUGCGGCCCCGCAUUGCAUCCGGUGUGUUGCUACAUGUGCGCAUAGCAGAAGGUUACUUCACAAUGUACAUUCAUCAAGGAACAGUGGUGGUGAUUGUAAGUGAUGGGACACAUGAGUUAUUCACAAGUGUUUCUCCAAAACACAGUCUCUGCGCUAGAAACUGGCAUAAAAUCACCGUGAUGAGAGAUAGCAACAUUCUCCAGUUGGAUGUGGACGACGAGGUCAAUCAUGUGGAUGGAUUUCUCAAUCUUCACUCGGCAAUCACCAAAAGGCCUAUUUUCAUUGGCGGAGCUCCAGGCCUCUACCUCUCAGACAGCCAUGUCACCAAGGAGCCUUAUGUAGGCUGCAUUAGGAACAUGAUGCUCAACAGCAGCAGAGUGAGGUUCAACAAAGCAGCUCUAGUCAGUGGAGCAGUCAGUCUCGGGACAUGUCCAGCCGUGUAAUAACCAAUACCAAUACUAAAUGUAUAAUCAUUAAAGCCAAUCACUGUCCUUAUAUUUACUCUCUGUAUGGUAAAGGUAUAUGUUUGUAUUAAAGAAAUGUGCAACAAGUUUAAAAAUAACACUAAUAACUCAUUCAUCACCCUAAACUCAAAGGAAAAAAUACUCUGCCCCUCUACUUCUUUUAUUAAAAUCCAAGUGCAUUGAGUGCUUUUACAAAAUACACACAUUAUAUUAAAGUCACGUAAGGUUUUAAACCAUUUUCAUCUUUCGCUGUUGCCAUUUCUACAAACCCGUUUCCAUAUGAUUUGGGAAAUUGUGUUAGAUGUCAAAAUAAACGGAAUGCAAUGAUUUGCAAAUCUUUUUCAACCCAUAUUCAGUUGAAUGUGCUACAAAGAAAACAUAUUUGAUGUUCAAACUGCUAAACUUUUUUUUUUUUUGGAAAUAAUCAUUAACUUUAGAAUUUGAUGCCAGCAACAUGUGACAAAGAAGUUGGGAAAGGUGGCAAUAAAUACUGAUAAAGUUGAGGAAUGCUCAUCAAACACCUAUUUGGAACAUCCCACAGGUGUGCAGGCUAAUUGGGAACAGAUGGGUGCCAUGAUUGGGUAUAAAAAAAGCUUCCCAGAAAAUGCUCAGUCUCUCACAAGAAAGGAUGGGGCGAGGUACACCCCUUUGUCCACAACUGCGUGAGCAAAUAAUUAAACAGUUUAAGAACAACGUUUCUCAAAGUGCAAUUGCAAGAAAUUUAGAGAUUUCAACAUCUACGGUCCAUAAUAUCAUCAAAAAGUUCAGAGAAUCUGGAGAAAGCACUCCACUUAAGCGGCAUGGCCAGAAGCCAUCAUUGAAUGACUGUGACCUUCAUCCCUCAGACGGCACUGUAUCAAAAACCGACAUCAAUCAUCAGGAUAUCACCACAUGGACUCAGGAACGCUUCAGAAAGCCACUGUCACUAAAUACAGUUUGUCGCUACAUCUGUAAGUGCAAGUUAAAGCUAUACUAUGCAAAGCGAAAGCCAUUUAUCAACAACAUGGGCCCGAGAUUAUCUAAAAUGGACUGAUGCAAAGUGGAAAAGUGUUCUGUGGUCUGACAAGUCCACAUUUCAAAUUGUUUUUGGAAAUAUUUGACAUCGUGUCAUCCGGACCAAAGGGGAAGCGAACCAUCCAAACUGUUAUUGACGCAAAGUUCAAAAGCCAGCAUCUGUGAUGGUAUGGCGGUGCAUUACUGCCCAAGGCAUGGGUAACUUACACAUCUGUGAAGGCACAGUUAAUGCUGAAAGGUACAUACAGGUUUUGGAACAACAUAUGCUGCCAUCUAAGCGUCGUCUUUUUCAUGGACACCCUUGCUUAUUUCAGCAAGACAAUGCCAAGCCACAUUCAGCAAGUGUUACAACAGCGUGGCUUCGUAAAAAAAAGAGUGCGGGUACUUUCCUGGCCCGCCUGCAGUUUAGACCUGUCUCCCAUGGAAAAUGUGUGGCGCAUUAUGAAGCGUAAAAUACGACAGCGGAGAUCCCGAACUGUUGAACGACUGAAGCUCUACAUAAAACAAGAAUUGGAAAGAAUUCCACUUUCAAAGCUUCAACAAUUAGUUUCCUCAGUUCCCAAACGUUUAUUGAGUGUUGUUAAAAGAAAAGGUGAUGUAACACAGUGGUGAACAUGCCCUGCCACUACUCUGGCACGUGUUGUAGCCAUGAAAUUCUAAGUUAAUUAUUAUUUGCAAAAAAAAAAUAAGUUUAUGAGUUUGAACAUCAAAUAUCUUGUCUUUGUAAUGCAUUCAAUUGAAUAUGGGUUGAAAACGAUUUGCAAAUAUAUUCUGUUUUUAUUUACCUGUAACACAAUGUCCCAACUCAUGGAAACGGGGUUUGUAAGACCGCCCACAAAACGGCGCAUCCUGCAGCAGCUUGAAGAUGAUCUGUAAAACAUAAUUUUUUCAACAUCUUUUCUGUCUUGCCUCAGGUGAGGGCAGUUGCAUUUUUUUCUCCUUCCGUCUUGUCUUUGCUUGCUCUUUUUGUAUUCUGCUGUUGUUUUUUCCUGGUUAGCUUAGCAGAUAGCUAACAUGAUAUAAUCAUUGAUGGAAAAAAGAGUCCCAAGCGUCCGGAGUGUAGUUUAGGUCUUUUUAGUGAAGGAUCAAUCGCAUAUUUUGUAAAACUGUGAACGAAAACACAAACAAACAUUUUACAUUCAGCAUAUGUCUAUAUACAACAUGGCUAUAUAAACCAAUAUAGAAGUCUGCUAUGUAACCUAUUUAGCAUCCAAACCAACAAAAUGCUGCCAGUAAUUAGCUUUCAACAAUGGGCACAAAUAUCUUACUAAAGCAGUCUUAAACUAAAAAUGCACAAAGAAUGUGUCACAAUAUACAUAUGCAUGUUGCAUUCCCAUAAACUUACAGGUUUAGAACUUCAAAGUUGAAAAGAAAGCUGAAAGCCUGCAGUAAAAGUGCUGUUUGUUUGAAAUCUACUCUCUGAAAAACACCCACACUAAGCUGCCUACGGCAAGACAGUAGGGUCAAAAUAUAACACAAACUGCAAAACUGAUUUCCACCACUAGGUGUCUUAGAUAAUAACAUUGUGGGGCAUAACACUUUGUCUUGUCUUGUCUAAACUUGUUUUUGAAGCAUCAUUGUUUGCGCUGUCCUCCAAAUCUAAACAUCAGACAUGGAAUUGUAUUAGCUGGACUCUUGACUCAAUUGACAAAAUCUUUUCGACGAGGAAAAGAGGUUCAGGGGAGCCUGGCUGCCCUGAUGGAACUAUUGCGGGGUUCGUGUUAGAUUCCUGGGACAAAUGGAAAAUCACGUGCCUCUCAGUCCUUUCCAUCGAGGACGCGGAAGACAUCUACCUAUUUGGAACCAUAAUCGUGGGGUACCUGCAGAUUGGGCUGGGAAUUGAUCUGGUGUAUUGUAAAAUUUGUAAGACGAUGGCAGCCACUCAAGGAGCCCUAAGGCUGUUUGUCGCAAUUGAAGGUUUUGGCCGGUCUGUGGGAUCACAGUCUGGGGCGGUUUCUGAACUGAAUCUCAAGAUGGAUCACAUCAUGCCUUGAAGGAGCAACAAGAGCAGGCUGUUCUGUAAACAUCCCUGAGGACUCCUCAAAGAUGGAUGCUUUUGACCUCUCUCCCUCCUCAACGACACCUGGAAGUCGGACUUUGCUUGCGUUGCAUGCGGUACGGCCCCGGGCCCAUGGACACAACACCACUUCACCCAAAGACAAUGGGCAUAGUCACAAACACACUCCCCACGCCUUCACCCCCGCUUGAUUCUCCUUCGGGGGGUGAUGGACGGCUGAGUAGCGAGCAGGGCGGCCUCCAGGGCCCCAAUUCCCCCCCCCUGUUGCAAGUUGUUGUGAUUAUAUGUAACAUGUUUCUGUGUGCUAUGACAAAUUAGUUUUUUUCCCUUGGACUCAGUCUGGACCCCCUACUGAGGGUCCUGCCUUUGACUGAUAUUUCGUACUCUUCCCCCUCUCCCAAUAUCACCAAUUUCCUCCCAUUUUUAAGGAGCGCUGUAAGUGGCUGAUCCGUUGCCGGUCCUGUCUUGUUUCCCUGUAACGUUUGUCUGCGCUUAGUGGGACUGUGCCAAAAAUGUAAUGUCAGUUUUUAUGUGUCUUGUACAUGUUAAGAAUGGACAAUAAUAAAGCAUCCUAAUAAUCUA